This is a messenger RNA of Scomber japonicus (chub mackerel), 1131 nucleotides long. It is a transcript of the gene septin5a, whose product is annotated as septin 5a. Gene Ontology annotation, cellular component: septin ring; cell division site; synaptic vesicle. The coding region runs from base 1 to 1131 and encodes 376 amino acids. NCBI's taxonomy places the organism in Eukaryota, Metazoa, Chordata, Actinopteri, Scombriformes, Scombridae. Gene Ontology annotation, biological process: regulation of exocytosis; cytoskeleton-dependent cytokinesis. The record is from RefSeq and is a predicted model, not a curated record. Gene Ontology annotation, molecular function: molecular adaptor activity; GTPase activity; GTP binding. The transcript has 11 exons.
AUGGAUGCCAUCAUGCUGCAAGAGAAACUGGUGGAACGUUUGCUGUGCCCACGAGUGAGAACUGCCAGACAGAAGGAGAAACAGUAUGUUGGUUUUGCAACUCUGCCCAACCAGGUCCACAGGAAGUCUGUGAAGAAGGGAUUCGAUUUUACACUGAUGGUGGCAGGAGAGUCCGGUAUGGGUAAAUCCACACUGGUCAACAGCCUGUUCCUCACAGACCUCUACAAAGACAGGAAGUUACUGAAUGCUGAGGAGCGUAUUAACCAAACCGUGGAGAUCAUCAAACACACAGUCGACAUUGAGGAGAAAGGAGUCAAGCUUAAGCUCACCAUCGUAGACACGCCGGGGUUUGGAGACGCCGUCAACAACAACGAGUGCUGGAAGCCAAUUACAGACUACAUCGAUCAGCAAUUUGAACAAUACUUCAGAGACGAGAGUGGACUGAACAGGAAGAACAUCCAGGACAACCGAGUCCACUGCUGCCUCUACUUUAUCCCCCCAUUUGGACACGGGCUGCGUCCCGUGGAUGUUGAGUUCAUGAAGGCUCUGCAUGAAAAGGUGAACAUAAUUCCUCUCAUCGCAAAAGCCGACUGUCUCACGCCCAACGAGAUUAAGAAGCUCAAAGACCGAAUACGAGAGGAAAUAGACAAGUUUGGGAUCAAAGUGUACCAGUUCCCUGAAUGUGAUUCCGAUGAGGAUGAAGAGUUCAAACAACUUGACAAAGAGCUGAAGGAGUGCACCCCGUUCGCUGUGAUCGGCAGUAACACAGUGGUGGAAGCUCGAGGGCAGAGAGUGAGAGGGAGACUUUACCCCUGGGGGAUUGUUGAAGUGGAAAACCAGUCGCAUUGUGACUUUGUGAAACUGAGGAACAUGCUGAUUCGUUCACACAUGCACGACCUCAAAGACGUGACCUGCGACGUCCACUACGAGAACUACAGAGCACAGUGCAUACAGGAGAUGACCAGUAAACUGGCUCAGGACAACCGUAUGGAGAGUCCCAUCCCCAUCCUGCCGCUGUCCACUCCAGAUGUGGAAACUGAGAAACUAAUCAAAAUGAAAGAUGAGGAGCUGAAGAGGAUGCAGGAGAUGCUGAAUAAGAUGCAGCAGCAGAUGCACGAGAAAGACCAGUGA